Eucalyptus grandis is the source of this 854-nucleotide messenger RNA. RefSeq names its product glutaredoxin-C4. The transcript is spliced from 5 exons. Gene Ontology annotation, molecular function: glutathione disulfide oxidoreductase activity. The record is from RefSeq and is a predicted model, not a curated record. Gene Ontology annotation, cellular component: cytoplasm. The coding region runs from base 189 to 596 and encodes 135 amino acids. NCBI's taxonomy places the organism in Eukaryota, Viridiplantae, Streptophyta, Magnoliopsida, Myrtales, Myrtaceae. Gene Ontology annotation, biological process: cellular response to oxidative stress.
UGAAUCUCAGACGAGCAGAUGGGGCGAGGAAACAUCCUUUGUAAUUUUUCUGAGUGAAAUGGAAGAGGGGAAAAUAAAGGAGGAAACCCAGAACUAAAUUUCGCAGAAAGUGCACAAGGCCCCCAGCAAUUUUCUUCUCCGCAAGCUCGUCAAACCCCUGAGAAGAAGCUCCCGUCCGGAGGGCGAGCAUGGUCAUGGCGGCGAGGAGGUGCGUCCUGUACGCGGCAUUGUCGCUGCUGGUGCUGGGAUCUUCUCUGGGAUCGUCUGCCGGAAGCCCCGAGUCGUCCUUCGUGAAGAAGACCAUCGCCUCUCACAAGAUCGUCAUCUUCUCCAAGUCCUAUUGCCCGUACUGCAGGAGGGCAAAGGCUGUAUUCAAGGAAUUAAACCAGAUACCUCAUGUUGUUGAGCUUGAUGAGAGAGAUGAUGGAUGGAAAAUUCAGGAUGCCUUAAGUCAAAGAAUAGGGAAACGUACUGUACCCCAGGUGUUUAUAAAUGGCAAGCAUAUUGGAGGUUCCGAUGAUACAGUCGAAGCAUAUGAAAGUGGUGAAUUGAGUCAGCUCCUAGGAAUUGAUGGAAAAGAGGAGGAAGAACUGUGAGGAAGUGUUUUGUGAAUGGAUAAUUGAGCAUUACUUCUAGUACUGGGCAUUUAGUGCCAUGAAGGAAAAAUUCUGCUGAGGAUAUGGAUAAGUACACAUGGCUCGAAUUACAUUGGCUCUUCGAUUUUUCUUUGGUAUAAUUGUAGCAAGUGCUAUAUUAUGUGUACUUUUUUGGUUUUAUGGAAGACUUUGGACUUUCUGGGAAGGGACUUGCUCUCUUAUGCAAUUUCAUGCCAUCUGGGGCGUUUCUUCUUUCAA